Racocetra persica is the source of this 163-nucleotide messenger RNA. Lineage: Eukaryota; Fungi; Glomeromycota; Glomeromycetes; Diversisporales; Gigasporaceae. The record is from the annotation of a GenBank genome assembly.
GAUUUCUCAAGUACUUGAAAAGCUUAAAGAAACUGAUUCAAAUUAUGCAACAAAACCUCUUGAGAUAUCUUUUAACUGGAACAAAAUAGCCACUGGCAUAAAGGAUAUCAAAGGAGGAAUCGAAACUGAUAUCGAUAUAAGUCCGGAGCAUAAUUUAAAGUAG